This is a messenger RNA of Asparagus officinalis (garden asparagus), 807 nucleotides long. RefSeq names its product adenylosuccinate lyase-like. Bases 1 to 807 code for a protein of 268 amino acids. The record is from RefSeq and is a predicted model, not a curated record. The transcript is spliced from 5 exons. NCBI's taxonomy places the organism in Eukaryota, Viridiplantae, Streptophyta, Magnoliopsida, Asparagales, Asparagaceae. Gene Ontology annotation, molecular function: catalytic activity.
AUGGUCAUUAGCAGAGAUGUCACUUUUGAUGAGGCUCACAUGAUGAGGUCUCAGAUUCCUCAGCAGUUGGAGGAAAGCCAGACUAGUGGGGUAUCACAGCAGGUGGAGGAAGAUGUGACUCUACAGACUUCAGAUAGCACUGUAUCUAUUGAGACUCCUACAGAGGUGACACUGGGAGGAGAUGAUAUGACAGACGGACAAGUGGAGGAUACAGUGGAUGUUGGGACUCAGGAACAGGGUUAUGUACAGGAGUCCAUUACAGCUAAUAGACCAAGAAGAAGCAUUCGUCGGCUAGCUAGAUAUGAUGAUGUCAUGCCUGAUUCACCCACUACUUUAGGAAAUGAGAUGGAAAAUUUUGCUUUCAGACUAAGUGAAGUAGGGAAGACCUUUACAGAAGUGCAAGUAUUAGGCAAGUGUGCUGGAGCUGUUGGAAACUACAAUGCACAUAAAGUUGCAUAUCCUGAUAUUGAAUGGCCAACUGUUGCAGUUGAGUUUAUUGAGCCGCAUGACCAUAUCAUAAAGCUUUUCAAUGCAGUUGUUCAGUUUAAUAACAUCCUGACUAAUUUUGAUCGGGACACAUGGAGCUAUAUUUCGUUAGGUUAUUUUAAGCAGAUGACCAAGGCUAGGGAGAUUGGAUCUUCAACUAUGCCUCAUAAAGUUAAUGCCAUUGAUUUUGAGAAUAGUGAGGGCAAUUUGUGUUUGGAUAAUGCUAUUUUAUCUGAUAGCUCUCAGCUCGAAAUUGCCCAUCUCUCAUAUGCAGGUUGGGCAUAUGUUAAAUUUGAAUUUGUCACUAAUGCAAGAUGUUAA